UUCAAAGUAGCCCUGGAUUAAAGAACAGCAACUUCUUGUUAGAAGGUCUGCAGAAUGAGGAAUGUGUAGAGACCUCGCACGUGUGCAGAGGUGAAGCAUCAGCUCUCACUCACCUUGACGAAAUGCGGGGGGAAAAUGAGACACAGCCGGCGAGAUGGGACAGGGUGAAUAAAAAUUUUGCUUCAUUGCCAAGAAUAAGCAGAGACUCUGUGACACAGUACCUUCAGUACAGACCUGACCAAUCAGUGCUUAUUCUCCAUGCUAGAGUGGCCCAGAAAUCCUAUGGAAAUGAGAAACGAUUUUUCUGUCCUCCUCCUUGUGUAUAUCUCUGUGGAACUGGGUGGAAUCUUCUUAAAGAAUCAGGUCUCGACGAUUCUAGUGGUCGUGUGUGGGGGUAUAUGGGUCUGGAUGGCUCCCCUGGGACACAAGCAGACAACUUUAAGCUGAGCUUUGAAGAACAAACCGAAAGAAGGAUGUUUGCCUGCGCCAAAACACUGUAUAUCUCAGAUACAGAUAAGAGGAAACACUUCCGUUUGCUGCUUCGUUUGUUUCACAGUGGAGGGCAGGAGAUCGGCUCUUUCCAAAGUGGACUUAUUAAAGUCAUCUCCAAACCAUCACAGAAAAGACAAUCCAUGAAGAAUGCAGAUUUGUGUAUCCCAUCUGGUUCAAGAGUGUCACUUUUUAAUCGCCUGAGGUCUCAGACAGUCAGUACACGUUACCUUGCAGUGGAGGGUGGAACUUUUGUGGCGAGUGCCAGACAAUGGACUGCUUUUACUGUCAUUCUAGUGGAGGAUCAGCAGACUGACCGCAGUGAUUACUCUGUGUGUGAGAGCUAUAUCUGUUAUGGCUGUGUGGUUCAGCUGGUAUGCACCAUUUCAGGAGUUGCACUGCCACCCAUGGUGAUACGUAAGGUGAACAAGCAGCAAGCAUGCCUGGAUAUAGAUGAACCAGUGUCCCAGCUUCAUAAAUGUGCAUUUCAGCUCAGAAACAGCAAGCACAUGUACCUCUGCCUCUCCAAUGAAAAGAUCUUACAGUACCAGGCUUCUCCAUGUCCAAAGGAGAGUAAUCGAGAACUGUUGAAUGAUGGUUCAUGUUGGACCAUCACUGGAACAGAGGUUGUUGAGUACACCUUCAGUGAAAUCCUAACCAGUAGCCCAACUGUCAUCAGCCCCAUCCCUGUCAUUAAUGGACUGGAGUUGAAUGGAGGAGGCCAUGUGGCCAUGUUAGAGCUCCAUGGAGAAAACUUCAGCCCUUACAUAAAGGUCUGGUUUGGAAACAUGGAGGCUGAAACUAUGUUCAGAAGUCCGAGGUCUUUGGUGUGUGUUGUGCCUGACAUUUCAGUGUUUGGUGGAGAGUGGCGGUGGUUCAGGCAGCCCAUCACAGUACCUUUGUCUCUGAUACGAUUGGAUGGGAUGAUCUACAGAAGCUCAUUCACAUUCACAUAUACACCUGAGCACAGCUCUGCUUCUCAGCCAUGUGCUAUUGCUGAAAGGGCUGCCAACUCAGACACACUCAUUGACACUAUACACCAGGAGUUCACAAGAACCAAUUUUCACUUGUUUAUGCAGAGCUGACAGAGACUUAAUGUAAAAUACAAAAACCUAGAACUAAUUUUACAAACUCAUGUAACGUGUUUUCGUUUUGUCCAUGUUUUACAAUAAGCUGGACGUAUGUGGGAACCUAAAAAAAAAAAAAGGAAAAAAAAAAACAGAAAUAACAAAGCAUUCUCAAGACCAAUUAAUCUGCAAAAUACUGCAACUUUAGCAAAUGGAAAUAACUUAAGUUGAAUUUUGCCUUAAUUAUUUUUUGAGAAGAUUACUUUAUAUUAAAUGUUACUUUUACAGUUUAGGAAUUCACAAACAUUCAUGCAACUGACUGUAGAAAUUGAAAAAAAUCACAAAACAGCUUGGAAUCAUUAUAGGUGCAGUGCUGGAGCAAGAUUUUAGAAUGACACAAGUAGAAUAUGGGUUAUUUGUGGGAUUAAUGCUAACAAAAAAAGUUCCGUUAAUAAGCUAGUUGUUGUGAACAAGAGUACUUAUCAUGUAAUGGAGAUGUAAUGUUUGAUCAUGGGAAUUGUAAUCGUUUUUUUCUUGAAAAUGAAUAUGUGCGUAGAAAGCAAUGUAAAAAAAACCUUAUUUACUACUCUUUAAAGAGAAACAACCCUUUUCAUAAAGUAGACAGAAAUCUAUGUGGAUAUUUUUUAAACCAUAUGAAAACAACUGUAAUAUUUUUAUUUGUGCAGCUAAUUUAUUGUGCAAAAGUUACAGUGCAUCCAGAAAGUAUUCAGACCCGCUUCACGUUUUUUUUUUUUUUUGGUUAUGUUACAAAUUCUUUUUUUCUUAUUAAUCAUCACUCAGUACCCCACAGAGCUGGCAGAACAUCAUUCACUCAAGUAGAAGUACAGAUACUCAUGUUUUAAAAGACUCUGGUCAAGUAAUGACUACACUUUUACUUUUACUUACAUUAAUAUAUUAAUACAAAACAAUUAAUUUUUUUUUUACCUAAUGAAUAUAUCCAGGAUGAGCAAAGACUAUAUAAAACACAAGCAGAGAAAAGAAGAUGAUGAUCAGGUGAUCAGGAAUGUCUCUGUACUAAGUCAUGUUUACAUCGCUGAUUCCCUCUGUCUUAUCCACAUUAGCCCCAUACUUCUUGUUGGCUUCUGUUGCCUUGCUCAUUAUUAGCUUUAUCUGUGAUGCAUUAUAGCCAGUAAAUGAUACACCAGUGGUAUGUCAAAAAGCCAUGACAAGAAAUAGGUUGAUGGGCUUUAAAAU
Molecule: messenger RNA, 2771 nt
Organism: Silurus meridionalis
Lineage: Eukaryota; Metazoa; Chordata; Actinopteri; Siluriformes; Siluridae
Gene: rbpjl
Product: recombination signal binding protein for immunoglobulin kappa J region-like
Exons: 12
Coding region: 123-1574 (483 amino acids)
Biological process (GO): regulation of transcription by RNA polymerase II
Cellular component (GO): nucleus
Molecular function (GO): DNA-binding transcription activator activity, RNA polymerase II-specific; RNA polymerase II cis-regulatory region sequence-specific DNA binding
Source: RefSeq, a predicted model, not a curated record